Messenger RNA from Tachyglossus aculeatus (Australian echidna), 3308 nucleotides. RefSeq names its product biglycan (gene BGN). Gene Ontology annotation, molecular function: protein binding. NCBI's taxonomy places the organism in Eukaryota, Metazoa, Chordata, Mammalia, Monotremata, Tachyglossidae. The coding region runs from base 273 to 1382 and encodes 369 amino acids. The transcript has 8 exons. The record is from RefSeq and is a predicted model, not a curated record.
UUCCACCCUCUAAAGCUUCCACAAGAACAGUUCAGCCAGCCCCUCUCCCAGUCAGUCCUGUUCAGGGGUUUGGUGCUCAACACCAAAUUCUGAACAGUCUCAGCCUGUAAUGUGCUGGGAGUGUUGGGAGUAAAGAGAAAAGAGGCAGAAAGAAAAGAAGGUAGGAGAGAGAGAGAGAGAGAGAAAGAGUGAGGAACAUAUAUUUUUCUCCUAAUUGGGAAGCAAACAUUCUUAUUCCUGAAACAAACUCUAAAAGGUCGGCUGGUCCUGCCAUGACGUGCCUCCUGCUACUAUGUUCCUUGCUGGCCCUGAGCCGGGCCCUGCCUUUUGAACAGAGAGGAUUCUGGGAUUUCGGCCAGGACGACGUGCUGGGCAUGUUGAAUGAUGAGGAGUCAUCUGGAGCCGAGCCAACCUCUGGGGUGCCAGACUUCGAUGCCAUGACCCCGACGUUUAGUGGCAUGUGCCCAUUUGGUUGUCACUGUCACCUACGGGUAGUUCAGUGCUCCGACCUUGUACUGAAGACGGUGCCCAAAGAUAUUUCCCCAGACACCACACUCUUGGAUCUGCAGAACAAUGAAAUUACAGAACUCAGAAAAGAUGAUUUCAAAGGUCUUCAGCACCUUUAUGCCCUCGUCCUCGUGAACAACAAGAUCUCCAAGAUCCACGAGAAGGCUUUCAGCCCCCUGCGCAAACUGCAGAAGCUCUACAUCUCCAAGAACCACUUGGUGGAGAUUCCUCCCAACCUGCCUGCCUCCCUGGUGGAGCUGCGGAUCCACGAUAACAGAAUCAAGAAGGUGCCCAAGGCGGUGUUCAACGGACUGAGGAAUAUGAACUGCAUUGAAAUGGGUGGCAACCCCCUGGAGAACAGCGGGUUCGAACCCGGAGCAUUCGAUGGCCUGAAGCUGAACUACCUGCGGAUAUCUGAGGCGAAGCUCACAGGCAUUCCGAAAGAUCUCCCAGAGACCCUGAAUGAACUCCAUCUAGAUCACAAUAAAAUCCAGGCGAUUGAGUUGGAAGAUCUGCUUCGUUACUCCAGGCUGUACAGGCUGGGACUGGGUCACAAUCACAUCAGGAUGAUUGAAAAUGGAAGCCUGACCUUCAUGCCCACCCUGAGAGAACUGCAUCUGGACAACAACAAGCUGGCUAAAGUUCCCCCAGGUCUGCCCGACCUCAAAUUCCUCCAGGUGGUUUACCUCCAUUCCAACAAUAUCACCAAAGUGGGAGUGAAUGAUUUCUGCCCCAUCGGCUUUGGGGUGAAGCGAGCCUAUUACAACGGCAUCAGCCUCUUCAACAACCCGGUGCCGUACUGGGAGGUGCAACCGGCCACCUUCCGCUGUGUCACUGACCGCCUGGCCAUCCAAUUUGGGAACUAUAAGAAAUAAAGAGGCAGGCGAGGGGCAGUGGGGCAGGAGGGAGGAAAAGGCUGGGGCCUAGAAUGAAACAAGUAAGGAUAGAGAGAGAGAAAGAGAGAGAGAGAGAGAGAGAGAGAGAGAUGCAUCAAAAACCCUUAGUUUAACUUUCUUUUCCACUCUGUGCCCAUUGCAUACAAGGACACAGCUGUUAUUAGAUGAGGAAGUUGUCCUAGGUUGCAGGUAGCAGUGGCUUAGGUUAAAAGACUUGUAGUCCUGUUUUUACAUGCUUAAAACAAAAUCCUCAUUGGCCUCAAGACUUUAAAAACAUUCCCCAUCCAAUGGUAUUUGGUAGUUACAAUACAUUUUUUUUUUGUCUUUUCCUGGCCUUGUCCCUUAAGUAUUCCUCUUUGGAUUUCAAAUACAAAUUUCUUGAAGCUUUCAUUUUGGCAUUUUAUUUGGUUCUGGAUGUGUAGAGUUUACAGUCGUCUGUAAUCUAACUCCAGCAAUCCCACUUCAUCCAGCCCCAUAUGGGUAUUUAUUUCUCUCUCCCCCACCCCCUCUCCCCGAUAUCAAAUGGUCUCUCCUCCUUUUCAACUUCACCCCUACUGCCCUUUCUCCACCACACCUCCAGAGUCAGUGUUUCAGGCAAAGACCAGAUCACAAAAUGAAAAUCUGACAACGUUGUAGCUCAAGGUGAGUUGAAAAUAAAUAAAGGCUGUCACAGUUAUUUUCCCUUAGGGUCUCCCCUCCCAACCCCAAAGAAGGACUCUAUAAGAACAAGAGUAGUAGCUUCUACUUCCCGAAUACGCUUUCUAAAAAUCAUUCCUUAUGAUGGAUAUUCAACAAUAACUGUUCCAGGGCUGGAAGUUCAUGAUUGUGUGAUGACCUAGUGCUUUAGUUCAUUUCCGGGGGGACACGUUGUACUACCUGGGAAGAGGUUUCAGCCUAUAUGAAAAAUUCUCUGAGGAAGUUGAGAGGGAGAGGAGUAAGGACCUGUUGGCUGGCCCCUUAGUUACAGUGAAACAACAGUCCCAAAACAGGAAGUAUUAGGAAUGACAAGAAGAGAAGCUGGUAAAAGAAUCUGUCCUGGGGUCACCCAAGACCCAGCAAAAGUUCUCUAGAGAGCUGGAUUUGCUCCGGGCCUAAACUAUAGGUGGUUCCUCUGUCACCCUUUGGAGGUUCAGCUAUUGACGCUGUCACUUGGGCUCUGGGUGCUUGCAGGCAAGACGAGGGAAAGAGCUCAGUUCAGGCCAUUGGUAGUUGAAAAUCCGCCCAGAUUGGAUGAUGAGCUUAAGUGUGGCCAAAUUCCACUUUUUGGCCCCAACUACUGAGUCGUGUCUGGAUGUGGAUGCUGGAAAUGCUUAAGUCGGUGGCCAGGUUUCAAAUCACCAUCAAAAGCCAAAAAAAAAAGAAGCCCAAAGAAAAGUGAUGGUAAUUUUUUUGACCAUAUCUUCAUUGAUCAGUGAAUAGUGGAGAAAACCAUCCAUAUUCUGUGUACAUCCUCCAUUUUAAUAAAACCUUUCUCACCUCCCUUCCUCCUGCACCAUCCUCCUUCACGUGUUUCAGAAUCCUGAGGAGGAACGAUGCUGUCUAGAGAACCACAGAUAGGUUUUCAAACCUGGGUCCACCCCUGUCUUCCCUCCACCUGUCUCAGUGCAGGCCAAGAUCCCGUGCCAAGUUCAGGCCUUCAGUGUGCGGAGAAUAUGUGAGGGCGUGAGUAUGAAAAAUAUCCCAGGCUGAAAGAGAAGAAAAAAUACCUGCUUGUAUGGGGUGGGGAUAGAUCCCUGUCCUCUCUCUGGUCUCUAUUACUUCUGCCCUCUGUUUAAGUGCAUUGCAAGGAAUCUUUCUGGGUGAAAUUACACCAAUUUACAAAGUAAAUUUCCUUUUAUCUUUUUUUAAACCAAGUGCAAUAUGAUCCCUGUAAUGGUGUUCAAUAAAGGAUAGUGUUUGACUGCC